Messenger RNA from Nestor notabilis (Kea), 1572 nucleotides. It is a transcript of the gene SLC22A23, whose product is annotated as solute carrier family 22, member 23. NCBI's taxonomy places the organism in Eukaryota, Metazoa, Chordata, Aves, Psittaciformes, Psittacidae. The transcript is spliced from 6 exons. The coding region runs from base 25 to 975 and encodes 316 amino acids. The record is from RefSeq and is a predicted model, not a curated record.
UUCCCAGAGUCCCUUCGGUGGCUGAUGGCUACGCAACAGUUUGAGGCAUCCAAGGAGCUGAUCCUUCAGUUCACACACAAGAAUAGGAUGAACACAGAAAGUGACAUCAAAGGAGUGGUGCCCGAGCUGGAAAAGGAGAUCACCAGGAGACCGAAGAAAGUCUGCAUUGUAAAAGUGGUGGGAACAAGAAACCUGUGGAAAAACAUCGUAGUAUUGUGUGUGAACUCGCUGACCGGUUAUGGCAUACACCACUGUUUUGCAAAAAGCAUGAUGGGGCACGAAGCGAAGAUGACAAUUACCCACAACUUCUAUGCGGACUACUACACCAUGGCUGGGAUUGCACUGGCAUCCUGCCUGGCUAUGUGCCCAGUGGUUGGGUUUCUGGGGAGAAGAGGAGGACUCCUGCUUUUCAUGAUCCUUACAGCCCUGGCAUCACUCCUGCAGCUGGGCCUUCUCAACUUGAUUGGAAAAUACAGUCAACUUCCAGACUCAGGUAUGAGUGACAGCGUCAAAGACAAAUUCUCUACCGCAUUUUCCAUCGUGGGUAUGUUUUCUUCGCAUGCUGUUGGAAGCCUCAGCGUGUUCUUCUGUGCUGAAAUCACACCCACAGUAAUCAGGGGAGGCGGGCUGGGGCUGGUCCUGGCCAGUGCGGGCUUCGGCCGCCUGACUGCCCCCAUCAUGGAGCUCCACAACCAGAAAGGCUACUUCCUCCACCACGUCAUCUUCGCCUGCUGUACGCUCAUCUGCAUCAUCUGCAUCCUUCUGCUGCCGGAGAGCAAGAACCAGAACCUGCCUGAGAACAUCCCGGAUGGGGAACAUUACACCCGGCAGCCACUUCUGCCGCACAAGAAGGGGGAGCAGCCCCUGCUCCUGACAAACUCUGAACUCAAGGAUUACUCUGGCCUCCACGACUCAGCAGCUGUGAGCGACGGGAUCUCGGAGAACACCACUGCCAACGGGAUGAAGUCAAUGUAACCGGGUGGAUUUUUUUCCUCUUCUUUUUUUUGGUUGGGUGUUUUGUUUGUUGCUUUUUCUUCUCUUUCUUUUGUAUUUUAUUUGAUGCUGUUGUGCAGGAGGAGCGGCACUUUGGGCAAAGGUGUUUUGCACAGAUUUUACAAAACAGUAGGGGAGCAGACACAGACUUGGGGGAAAUUCAACUCUGCUGCUAAAGCAACUUUUGGCAUCUUCAACUGUUGUGCAGAUUGCUCUUGAAAAAAUCAUGGGGGAAAAAGACUCAUCUGAGAAGAGACCUGGCUGGAAGUAGCCCUUCAGAACUCUUAUUUUCCUGCCAUUAAAUAUAUGUAUUUAUUUUGAUUUAUUCUCAAGAAGCACUUUAUUUCCUUUUCCUUUCAUAGAUCACAAAAAUGAAGCCAUCUUAUAAUAAGAGGUGCAGCCAUUCCAAGAAAGAAACCAUGGGGGGUGGGGUCGGGUGUUUUCUGUUUUGGUUUUGUGUUUCUUUAAAGGAAAGAGGGAUCCACUGCAAAGUUGAAUAGACUGAAAUUUAGACUUGUGCAACAUUCUUCUGCCUGUCUAGAAAGUCCAAGUGCCCAGGUUGCCUGCUGUGUUUGUAUA